This is a messenger RNA of Caenorhabditis bovis, 552 nucleotides long. The record is from the annotation of a GenBank genome assembly. Lineage: Eukaryota; Metazoa; Nematoda; Chromadorea; Rhabditida; Rhabditidae.
AUGUCAUCAAUUCGAAACGCUCUGCAAAAAGCCGCGGCGCCGGUUCGACGAGCUCGCCGGAAUUCCGAUGUUCAGCCGGUUGAGGGCUUCAAUGCCGCUCAUAGUGAUCUGAUCGCGUUUCUCGCUAGAUCGCAUGGUGAUAUUUUCGACAAGGUCAUGACGAAUGCUGAGAACCUUGGGCUCAAACGCGAGCAAGUGUCGUACAUUUUCUGCGGACUCGUAGCGCUUUACCUCAUUUUCGGCUCGGCGGCUCGAUUGAUGUGCAACCUUAUUGGUUUUGGCUAUCCAAUGUACGCUAGUGUGAAGGCUAUUCGAACUCAUGACACUGACGAUGACACCCGAUGGCUCGUUUACUGGACAUGCUUCGCUGUAUUAUGCCUUUUCGACUUUUUCUCGGAAGGCAUUUUCCGGCUAUUCCCAUUCUAUUUCAUCCUUAAAGCCAUUUUCCUAAUCUACCUUUAUUUGCCGCAAACUCAAGGAUCUAUCGUGUUCUAUGAGAAGGUCGUCGAUCCAUUGGUGACUAAAAUCGAUGAGCUUGUCGCUAAGUGGUGA